GAGCGGCGGGGGCGAGGGCUGCUCCCGGCGGGGGGAAGCGGGCGGGAAGGUGAGCGGCCGUGCCGGACUGCGCGUCCGUGCCGUGCCGAGCCGAGCCGUGCCGGAGGGGAGCGAGCGGCUCGGAGCGCCCCGGGCUGUCCCGGGGCUCGGCGCUGCCCCGGAAGGUCCCUCGGUUUGAGUCUUUCGCAGCGCGGGUUAUUCAGCUAUAGUUAUGAACUCCCGUUUACGAGCCUUAGGUGGGAGGAUAAAUAACAUACGAGCAUCAGAACUACCAAAAGAGAAAACCCGAUCAGAGAUAAUCUGUAAUGUCCACUUUUUGGAUGGCUCAGUACAAAGCUUCAAAGUCAACAAACAAGACACUGGACAGAUUUUGUUGGAUAUGACCUAUAACCAGCUGGGUGUGACAGAGAAGGAAUAUUUUGGUUUACAGCAAAAUGAAACUUCAGUAGAUUCACCUUUUUUCAUUUCACAGCGAUGGCUUGAACCAAACAAACCUAUUAGAAAACAGUUAAAAGGAGGUUUUCCCUGCACCCUUCGUUUUCGUGUAAGGUUUUUUAUACCUGAUCCUAACACACUUCAGCAAGAACAAACCAGGCACUUAUUCUUUCUGCAAUUGAAGACUGAUAUUGUGGAAGGAAGGUUAUCGUGCCCCAUUAGUUCUGCUGUUGUCCUGGCAUCCUAUGCAGUACAAUCACAACUUGGAGACUAUAAUGCUUCAGUACAUCAUUCAGGAUAUCUGUCAAAUUACAACUUUAUACCUGAGCAGAACAAAGAUUUUCUGACCAAAGUAGAAUCUCUACAUGAGCAACACAGUGGCCUCAAGCAAUCUGAAGCAGAGUCCUGCUACAUAAAUAUCGCACGGACGCUUGAAUUCUAUGGAGUGGAAUUACACAGUGGUAGAGAUCUCCAUAAUCUAGAUCUUAUGAUUGGGAUUGCAUCCGGUGGAAUUGCUGUGUACAGAAAACUCAUCUGCACAAGCUUCUAUCCCUGGGUGAACAUAUUAAAAAUUUCCUUUAAAAGGAAAAAGUUUUUUAUACAACAACGACAAAAACAUAAUGAAUCCAGAGAGCACAUUGUUGCCUUCAACAUGUUAAAUUACAGAGCAUGCAAAAAUCUGUGGAAAUCCUGUGUAGAGCAUCACACGUUUUUCCAGGCAAAGAAGUCACUACCUCAUGAAAAAAAGAUUUUGUCACAUUAUUGGACCCUGGGUUCUAGAAAUCCAGCAAAGUCUGUAAACAGCCAGUACUGCAGAAAAGUUAUAGGUGGGAUGGUUUGGAACCCAUCUAUGAGGCGAUCUUUAUCUGUUGAGCAUCUAGAGACCAAAAGCCUUCCUUCUCGAUCACCUCCUGUUACCCCUAAUUGGCGGAGCCCUAGACUGCGUCAUGAAAUUCGUAAAGCACGACACUCAUCUGUAGAUAACCUUACAAAUGAGAUUAGUUAUAUUACUGAAACGGAGGAUGUUUUUUAUACAUAUAAGGGCUCUCCAACAUCAAAGGACAGUGAUUCAGAGUUCUCUCAGAACAGAAGUCCACAGAGGAGGUCUUCUGAACAAGAAUCACCAAAGAAUAUAUUGGGAAACAGUCCAACGCGGAGUUCUCUGUCCCGAACCUCACCUAAAGCCUUGGCUCAGUCUCCUAAUGGAGUUGGCAACGUUUCUGGCUCUCACCUGUUGGAAGGGGUUGACAAACAAUUCUUAGAAACAUAUGACAGUGUUACAAAAAGUAGCUCGACAGAAGAUUCCAGUCAGUACUACUGUGAUAAGAAUGACCUAAUUGAGGGAGAUCUACUUCUGGUGCGUAUCAUACCAGAUGAAGACGGGAAGUUCGGAUUUAAUCUAAAGGGUGGUGUGGAUCAGAAAAUGCCAUUAGUGGUAUCAAGAAUAACUCCAGGAUCACCUGCUGAUAAAUGCAUUCCAAAACUGAAUGAAGGUGAUCAGAUAGUAUUAAUUAAUGGCCGAGAUAUCUCAGAGCACACGCAUGACCAGGUGGUCAUGUUCAUAAAAGCCAGCAGAGAAUCUCACACGAGAGAGCUUGCGCUUUUGGUCAGGAGGAAAGUACUUAAACAGUUUGUGGAGCCUAAAUCAGAAGAUGAAGCUGAUUCCCACAAUCUCCCAGAAUCUAUUCUUCCUAUCUGUUCUGAAUAUGGUGGUGAUACACUGGAGGAGUCUAUGGAGCAGCUAAGGAAAGGGCUGGAAAGUGGGACAGUCCUUAUCCAGUUUGAGCAACUUUAUAGAAAGAAACCAGGAUUGGCUGUUACAUGUGCAAAGGUACCUCAGAACAUGGACAAGAAUAGAUACAAAGAUGUUCUACCUUAUGAUGCCACACGGAUAGUAUUGCAAGGAGAUGAAGAUUACAUUAAUGCAAAUUAUGUGAAUAUGGAGAUUCCUUCUGUGGGCAUUGUGAACAGGUACAUUGCUACUCAGGGGCCUCUUCCACACACAUGUGCACACUUCUGGCAAGUAGUCUGGGAUCACAAGUUGUCACUGAUUAUCAUGCUAACAACUCUCACUGAACGAGGUCGGACCAAAUGUCAUCAGUAUUGGCCUGAUCCACCAGAUGUAAUGGAAUAUGGCAGCUUUCGUGUCAGAUGCCACUCAGAAGACUGUACAAUUGCUUAUGUUGUCAGAGAAAUGGUGAUCACAAAUGUUGAGACAGAACAGCAACACACCAUCACCCAUCUCCAGUAUGUUGCUUGGCCUGAUCAUGGUGUUCCUGAUGACUCCAUGGACUUCUUGGAGUUUGUGACCUGUAUGAGGCCAAAGAGAGUAGAGAAUGAGCCGGUCCUUGUUCACUGCAGUGCUGGAAUUGGUCGCACUGGUGUAUUGGUCACUAUGGAAACAGCCAUGUGCUUAAUUGAAAGAAACCAACCUGUUUAUCCACUUGAUAUUGUACGAAAAAUGCGAGACCAGCGAGCUAUGAUGGUGCAAACAUCAAGUCAAUACAAGUUUGUUUGUGAAGCUAUUCUUCGUGUUUACAAAGAAGGAUUGGUUCGACCACUGGAUUCCAGUUAGCACAGCAGUGAAGGAUGAAUACCUUUUUCCCCUAAAAAGACUGCUCUUUUAUGUAAAGCAAGGGCUUGUUUCUGAAAGCAACUAGAAUGGACUAGAAGCCCAUGAAAAGACAGAUGAGCACAUUUGAACUGUGGCACUUUAAAUUUCUCAAGAGGAUUGCUAAGUCAUGUACAGUAUAACAAAGUCAUGUAGAUAAAUAUAUGAGAGCAAAUGUGUGUAAAAUGCUUUAUUCACAUAGAUACCAUAAACAAUCAUGGAAACCUUAAUACAUCUCUUUUACUGCCUUAAAACACCCUUCACUUUGGAAGUUACAGAGGGCCUUGUGUUCAUUUUGGAAAUGCAAGAAGAAAGCUAAUAGUAUUGAAAUGAUUCAGCUUAAGGUGGUAUUUAAUAUCUUUGUAUUGUAUGCAAGUUCACUGAAAGUGAAUAUUUGUAGCUUUCUUAUGGGGACACUGGAAAUGUAACCUCAACUUUGGAAAGGCUGACAAAGAGCUUCAGAGACUAAUGCAUAACUGCUGUAAUCUAAGAGCUGGAGAAAUUAAGUAUUCGUUUACCAUAAAACUAUUAGUAAGUAUGCCAGCUGUUAUAAUAUGCUUCUUAGAAAUCACAUCUACUGUAUGUGAUGUGUGAAAUAAUGCUGCAUUUAAGCAUAUACGCAGAUGGUACAGUCUACAUCUUUUGUUGAUCAAAUUGAAAUGCAACUUGCCCUUUUAACAGUGACCUACUUACAGUUUUAGUUAUUUUACUUCCUCUGUUUCUGCUGUCCAUCUCCUUUAUACUUGUUUUUCAUUGCUGUUUCUGUGUGUGGACUGAAAACAUUUUAACUUAAAAUGAGGUUUAAUUGUUUUUCACCUCUGUUUCCAUGUGUAUUUAUGAGUUCUCAGGUGAAAAAAUGUGGAUUAACGUUGCACACAAGCACCAGGCUUUUGGCUUACUGUGUAUGCAAAGUAGUCUAAUCCAAUACUGGAAGAAAAAUUACUACUGAACCCAUCAAAUAUGUUGCUGCUAAUUCAAGGUGUGAAGCUUGCAAGGGCACAGGUGUUGCUAGUAUUCAGAUAGUGAGAAAGUGUUGACUUGCUGCCCUUCAGCAAAAACUGCUGCAGUGAAACAGAACUCCCUUUUUGCAAGAAUUCUGUGGAUUUACUGUGUUUAUUGCUUUAUGGAAAUGUGGCUAAAUUCACAGGAAGAUUUACAUGGAAAGAGAGAAUGAAUUUGGACAUUGACGAGUAAUUCACCCUAAGGUACACUGGUCUCCAUUUCAUUUCAAAUGGGAGAAUUGGACUUUCCGGACAAUAUAACCACAUUUGUAUGAUGGUAAUUUAUUUUGUGUGUUCUUUUUGGUUACCCUGAGAGAGUUCUUCAUUUUUUAAUAGUUAAAAAAAAAAAUACUCUAAGGGACUUUUUAAAAUACUUUAUUUAAAAGAUUAGUCCUAAAUAAGGAAAAAAAUUUAUGGGGCAUACUAGCCAGAUGUUUAUAUGUGUAUAAAAGAGAAAAUUAGAUCAUUUUCUUUAUAUAUAUAUAUAUACACAGAUACACAUUCAGAUAUAUUUUAGAAUUAUGGUCUGUAUAAUGGAUAUUAUCGUUUCUAUCUGGAGUUUCAUUAUAGAAACUGCCACAGCUGUACAAUAUGCAUCUCAUGUUACCAGAGGAUUGUGUUUUUUCCCCAGGAGAUAGCUGGAAAGUGAAUAUAGGAUGUGCUAAAUUGCUGGCUCUUGCCUUCUGUGUGUUUGGUCCUUUCUUCAAGAUUACAUUAUUACUUAUAGGUAAAGAAAAUACCUGGUUCCUAUUUAUUGAAGAAUCUUGAUUCGAACACGCAGGAUAAUUGGAAACAUGGAAAGCUUCUUGGCCUUUUUAGGUUGAAGGGUGAAUAGGUUUCAUAUUUACAUUCUUAUAUACUGCAUUCCAGAUUUCACUUCGAGUAAAAUUUUUGUAAUACUUUGGAUCAUAUUGCUCCUGCUUGAUUUGGCCCAGGUUGGAAGGCAAGAAACACUAACUCUGGGUCACUGAUAACUUGUUAAGCUGCAUCAGGUCACUCAGUCUGCUACUCCAAGUGUAAAAUUAUACAAGACAUGCAUAUGUUGCUUGGGAAGCCUUUUUGAAAAAUGCGUGUGGAAAAGUGUUGUACAAGUGCAGGCUGCCUGCUGCUGUUAGAGGGAAUAUCAAGAAGUGAGAAAACCUAGUGGCUUUUUCUCAUGUGAGAAGUGGUGGGCACUAAAGAAUCUGCCUGCUGGGUGGAUGGUUAAGAAAAGCCUCCCUUUUGUUGUGUGUGUAUCCUUCUGUUAAAACAUCUCUGGUUUUAUGGGUUUUUUUAAGUUUUGAUGUGCCCUGGUCUCAAAGUCAUUCCUUACAGUUGGCAUGACUUGCAAUUAAUAGUUUGUCAAGAAGUGAAAAAGGCAAGGAGUAAAAAAGCAAGAAAAUAAGUAGAAAAUAUCUAGAGCAUCUCUUUGUGGCAUCUGUUUCUUUCAUGGAAGUACUUGAUUAAACUUAAAAUUUAUUUGUGUUCCAGUUUAUUCCUAUAUAUCUGUUGCUAUUUAUGUUUCUUCAUGUUGAAUAUGUAUUUACCAAGACAGUGUAAAUUUAUUCCAUAUGUAACUCCAAUCUAAAGCUAUGUGGUUUAGGCUUGACUUAAAAUAGUAUGUGUGUGUUUAAAUGAUGAUGGUCAUAUUGUGACAACAAAUGCUGCUCUUGUUCUGUUAAACUUAGAUGGAUUCAGUAAUGCUAUUCCUGAAUUCAUAUUUGGAUUUUAAUAACUUCUCUGAAAUUGCUGGCCACUGGGAGACUACUCAAAGCUAUAAGUAUAGUAAUCUCUGUAAUAUUUGAUUAUUUUUUUUAAACAAUAGAGGAAAUAUUAAUGAUGUUAAGUAUCUUGUACAUUGUGUCCGUCUUUAUUUCAGUCUUGCUGGGUUUUGCACAUGUACCUCUAGGGUCCACGGGGGAGAAUGAAGGGGUUUUUGUCUUCUCUCUGUAGCGUGUGAUGACUUUGCACUGAAUGGUGUAUGCCUUAGGUUUGAUCUCACAACAAAAGCAUAAUUAUGAAAACAUCUGCUAAAUGCUGGCUUUUGUUUCCACAAGAAUUUGGAACCUAAAAGGGCACAGUUGAUUUGUUUCUUGGGGUUGUGGGGUUUUUGUGUUGGAGUUAAAACUCCUAAUACAGAAUUUUUAACUGUCAAGGAAAUGUCAAAUAGCAGAAAAUGCUCUGAAGUCAAGAUUCUGUACAACCUUCAGAAAUAACAGUUCAACCUUGAUUUUGCAUGUCCUUGUGUGAUCAUGACAAUAAGUAUGCAAAAUUUCUAGCGUGGCUGUGGAUGAAGAGGGUAGUAAUAAGCCUUUCAGGUUUUCAUCACUGUGAAAUACGCUAACAUUUAUUCUUCAGAAUUAAACAACUUUUAACUAAGUGGCUUUAUAUUUGAUACAGAAGUAACUAAAUGCCUAUUCAGAGUGUCUUCAGAAAUACCACAGGGGAACACUUCUGUCAAGGAGGUGGGAGGGACAGCUCUUACCAUAUAUUGAUCAUUAAAAAAAAUGAUGCAGUAAACCACGAUUCCUUUUUGUGUAACAGGAUCUAUGAAAUAGGAAUCAUUAAAAUACAACCAAACUUUUGAAUAGUGGUGGAGUUUUGGAAAAAAAAUAAAAAUAAAUUAAUCCAGGGUUUCAUUCUCAAUAAUCCUGUCUUUUAGGUGUUGGUACUAAGUGGUGUGCAGUCAAAAUGUACAUAAAAAUUCAGCAAUAGCUCUUCAUGUACACUUAUUUUUUCAACAGUUGGUUAUCUUUUUUCUUCCCCUCCUUUUUUCUACUAUGCAAUACUUCAUUAAGAAUUAACAUAUACGUUUUGAAAAAACUGUAGCUCUGAAAUAUCUAAUGAACUAUGCAUUUGUUUUAUUACAAGCAUAACAUGAUACUGUUUUACAACAGAUGUUCUUCCAUGUAGAUUGUUUUCUGUGUGUCAAACUAAAUGCAUAAAUGGUCCACUGGCUGAAAAUGUUGAAAAUUGACAUGCAUGGUUCAUAAUUAAACUUAAUUAUUUUACUGAUAAUGGCUUAAUUGUUAUAUCCUGAAAUUUAGCAUUUAAGUGCAAAGUAAAGCCUUUCCAGAAAGAAACUGCUCUGGGAAAUGUUUGUUUCAGUUGGUAACCUGCAAUUAGUCUACUUGGUUAAAAGCAUUUAUUAAUUGAAACUGUAUAGAAGGUAAAGUUGUGUCAUGAAAUACUUUGUUCAAAGGCACAUGAAAGCCAAGUGAAUGAUUAAUUAUAUUAAAAUAUUUUGAUUAAAAGGAUUCUCUUGCAUUUAAGUUCUGACACUGAUAGUGUUAAGCCAUCUCAGAUGACUGUUGUAACAAUAGCACUAUAUUAACAGUUUAAAUAUAGCAAUCUAAUCCAAUAUGAUUUCAUGUACUUUAACGUAUUUGAUGUUCUAGUUGUUCAGUAGCUGUACAAGCUUCAAACAGUAAGUAUCCACAAUCACUGAAGCCUGUCAUCUUUAAAAAAAAAAAAAAAAAGUCUAUGAAUGAAAGUAGUAGCACGUGGUAUUAAUAGAUCUAACAAUUUUUUCAGCUCAGAAGAACCCUAUGACAGCAGUGGUCUGAUUUGACCACUGAUGUAAAGAGCAAUUGUUGGGGACCAAGAAUGUAAUGGAAAAAGUAAAUUGUGUGGGCUGUUGACACCAUUUUAGUUUUGGCUGUAAUUAAAAGACCAGCAACUGUUGUUUCAGGGUUUUUUUGUUUGCUUUGGUGUUUUUUUUUAUUUUUGAAAGACAAAUUAAUCUCAAGAGGUGGUUUUGGCAAGAUGGAGUAGAAUGUGCCUUUGUUGACUCUUCUAGUUUUGUUGCAGACUACUUGCAUAAGAGUCUUAGAUUGUGAGUUAUUUUGAGCUUAGCUGCAGGUUUUGAAGCUAAUGAAAAUCUUACUUAAAAUAUUAAAGCAUUGGUUAUAAUAGCCAUUAAUGAAACACUUCAGUUUACUCUUAUUUGCUUAAGUUUUGUUUUCUUGGAUUUCAUUAUGUCAUUUCUUGUCUUGUCAUUGUUUUACCUUACAAAAACACUUGGAGGUUUCCCACAGCUGUAAAAAUGGCUUUGUCAUAGGCAGGCUAAGUGAUGCUCCUGUUGCUUAAGGUAUGAUGUUACUUAGCACCUGCUGAAGGUGCAAGUCUGAUGUUCAGCCUAUCCUAAACCGACCUCCUCUCUGAAGAAUUUAAAUAGUGCUGCUAACAACAGUAAAAAAAUCAUAAAUAUAUUUUGAAAUGUUUGAAUGUUUUCUCCAGGGCAGAUAAGACCUCAUUUGUCUUAAAAAAAAAAAAAACAAAAAAACUGGUUUUGUGAAAAUGAAAGUGGUUUUAACAGAUGAAAUGGGGGUAGGAUUUUUUUUUCCUUUGCAGAACACUUUUCUGUGUUUCAAAGGCACCAUUUCUCUUGGAGCAGUUUCUUUGCUAAAGAGCCCUACUGUUGAUGGGAUUUAAUUUUUGUCAGACUGACCCAGAAAAUAAUUUUAAGUUGAAUUUUUUCCUCGUUUACUUUGUGCUUUUAAGUAAUGUUAAACAAAACUGAAAUCUUUUCCUUCCAAAAGUAUUUUAGCUGUUUUCAUUUGAUGUCUUUUUCUGAGACAGAAAUGGAACUUGAAUGUGGCUGAGUAACUAAUGAGGUUGCCAUGUAUGCUAAGAGGAAACAAAUGCUUUGCUAGAUUUACUAUAUCCAUUAUGUAACAUCAGUUACCAAAUGAAAUCAGUCUAGCAUCAUAAUUCUUUACAUCAUCUUCACAAAUCUUUACAUCAUCUUUACAUGAUCUUUACAAAUCAUGCUUACACCUUUUACAAGGAAAAAAAUCGUGUAUGAAAAAAGGAACUGCUAGAAGUAUUUUCUUCACUUUGGCUGGCUCAGGUAGUCAUAAACCAAACUAGUUCUCAACUAGUAAGCAGUAUGGCCACAAAAGCACAGAACACUCAAUAUAAACCUAGUCAGCUGGUUAACUUCUUUUGAAGUGGUGUUUGUAACCCUGGCUCAGAAAUCAUUGCUGUGGGAUGGAAGGAGAAAGGGCUUCCUCCCUUGGGGCAGAGACUGAAAGCCUGCUCAGUAAGUCAGCAGUGGGGUUGUGCUUGUAUUUUCUAACCUCAGCAGACAACCUGGUAAGGUAAACUGUAUAUAUAUGAAUUUGCAAGAGUCUAGAAGCCUUUCAUUCUAGGAAGAAAAAACCGAAAACAAAAUAAAACAAAACAAAACAAACAAACAACAAAAACCCAGACCAGCCCUGCUAAUUUUCAUGGGCUUCAUUUGCUUCAGUAAAGGAGCAGCUUAGCAUGGUAGCAGCUGAGAUAUUCUUGGUCAGUACCCUUCUAAUGCAGAACUUCACAUACGUGAAUGAAAAUCUGAUAUGACUUGCUUCCUAGUUUUUAAUAGAAAUUAAAUUACUGUCUGUAGAAAUUAGGUGGAAAAUUAGUAAGUGUGCUCAAAUGUAGGUACAUUUCAAAUCCAGACUUUGCUAAAUAAAUUACAAGCAUCAAUGCUUACAUUCCAGUGAUCUGUGCAGUGAGCACUAAACAUAAUUUAUUCGGGUUUUUGCGCUUCAUUGUGUAACAUUAACAGAGAGAUAUCGGAUAAAUAUUGGGAACACUCUUCUCAAGGCUUUGAAAAUCUGCCAGGCAUUCAUAAUAACAAAUGAUGUAUUGGUAAAAACUGACCCAUCAUUACCACUGGUACAGAAAUGUGCUUAAUAGUACUGGAUUUAGUUACAUAACAGUUGGGAAAGCUAAAGUUUUGUUGGUGAUUUGGGUUUUUUUGCAAGCUUUUCAAAAGAUUCCACUAUUCCAGUUACUAAGUUUGUAUUUUCAUAUAGAUUCAGUUAUAUUUUUUUUGUCAGAGAUGUAGAAAAAGGUUGGAAGGUAGUAUCCCUUCAGUGACUCUGGAUAUUUUUCAUAUAAACAUUUGUUUCUGUAGCACUCUAUAGUUUCUUCUUCUGACCUCUUAGUGCAUUAAAGGAGUAAGAGAACAUAUUUGAUGUAUUUGGAAGGUAGGGAAAGAGUUUAUUUUGUAUCCUAAGCUGUACUUUUCUUUUAAAUCAUUUGAAAUGUAAAUUGAUGUUGAUAUUAAAAAGCUUUAAUUUAUUGUUUAAAAAUGUAGACACUUCUUCAAAUGAAUGUAUCAUUUUUCUUUUUUUAAUUAUUUUUAUAGGAAUAAAGUAUUGGUUAAUGUUUUCAGUAUAGUUUUCUGGGGGUUUGGAACUGUUUUGAACAAAAAUAUUACAGCCACCAUUUUAUGCUUAUUGAUUAUAUGGCUAAUGGUGAAAUAAAGCAUUUUUAGCUGUC
Messenger RNA from Apus apus (common swift), 10299 nucleotides. It is a transcript of the gene PTPN3, whose product is annotated as protein tyrosine phosphatase non-receptor type 3. Lineage: Eukaryota; Metazoa; Chordata; Aves; Apodiformes; Apodidae. Gene Ontology annotation, biological process: protein dephosphorylation. The transcript is spliced from 27 exons. The record is from RefSeq and is a predicted model, not a curated record. Gene Ontology annotation, molecular function: protein tyrosine phosphatase activity; cytoskeletal protein binding. Gene Ontology annotation, cellular component: cytoplasm; cytoskeleton; cytoplasmic side of plasma membrane. The coding region runs from base 212 to 3010 and encodes 932 amino acids.